AUGUUCAACAGCAGUCACUUCACCCCAAAAUACUUUCUGCUAACUGGUCUCCCUGGGCUGGAGGCACAAUACUCCUGGUUCAUCUUUCCACUCUGUUCUACAUAUCUUGUGACCCUCGUGGGUAAUAACCUGAUUCUGGCUGUGAUCAAGAAAAACAUCUCUCUGCACCAACCAAUGUACCUGUUCCUAGUAAUGCUGGCCUUUGCAGAGCUUGGUGUCUCUGCCUCUACACUGCCCACUGUGCUGGGCAUUUUCCUUUUUGGUGCCAAUAAGAUCUACUUUGAAACCUGCCUUUUGCAGAUGUUCGCCAUACAUUCAUUUUCCAUCAUGGAGUCAGGAAUUCUGCUGGCCAUGUCUGUGGACCGCUUUGUGGCCAUCUACAGUCCACUGAGGUACACAACCAUCCUGACUUUGCCCCGUAUUGCUGGUACUGGUGCUGCACUUGGACUGAAGAGUGUGAUGCUCAUGUUUCCAUUUCCUUUUCUCCUGAAGCAUCUACCCUUCUGUGGCUACUACACUCUCUCUCACUCGUAUUGUCUACACUCGGAUCUAAUUCAGCUUCCCUGCGGGGACACUCGUCCCAACAGCAUUCUGGGACUUUGCAUCGUCAUUUCCACUUUUGGACUGGACUCACUAUUCAUUGUUGUCUCUUAUGUGCUGAUCCUCUACACAGUGUUGGGCAUUACCUCUGGGGAGGAACGGUGGGAGGCUCUCAACACGUGUGUAUCUCACAUGUGUGCAGUCCUUGUGUACUAUGUGCCCAUAAUUAGCCUAGCCCUGGUGCACCGCUUCAUGAAGCAUGCUGCACCUGCUGUCUGUCUACUUCUGGCCAAUGUCUAUCUUUUGGUGCCACCUGUGCUCAAUCCCAUCAUCUACAGUUUUAAGACCAAACAGAUUCGCCAGGGAUUGAUCCAACUCUUUCUUCAAAAAAAAUGUUAA
Molecule: messenger RNA, 939 nt
Organism: Carlito syrichta (Philippine tarsier)
Lineage: Eukaryota; Metazoa; Chordata; Mammalia; Primates; Tarsiidae
Product: olfactory receptor 51I2-like
Exons: 1
Coding region: 1-939 (312 amino acids)
Biological process (GO): G protein-coupled receptor signaling pathway
Cellular component (GO): membrane
Molecular function (GO): olfactory receptor activity; G protein-coupled receptor activity
Source: RefSeq, a predicted model, not a curated record